AUGUCACAACAGAGCAACACUCGUCAGGAAAUGCUGGACAAUGCUGUUUCCUUUCUAACAGAUCCUAGUGUUGCAGAUACUCCUAUGGCAAAGAAGAUACAGUUUUUAGAGUCAAAGGGGAUGUCCAAUGCAGAAAUAAACCAAGCAUUAACUAUAGCCGCCACUCAACAGCAGACACACAAAGGCCCGCCACCGGCUCCUCCUAUUCCGGCUGGAGCAGGUGUCCCAAGCACAGGUGGCGGUUUAGGUGUAGCUCCCUUCCCAUACUAUGCCCCACCACCACCUCCAGCACCACGCUCCUAUGAUUGGAAGGAUUAUGUCAUUAUGGGUACAACUUCGGCGGGAAUUAUGUAUGGUGCAUAUCAAAUUGUGUCUAGAUACUUAUUACCGAAGGUUAUUCCUCCGUCUCAGUCAAAGCUAGACGAAGAUAAGGAAAGCUUGGAAAGGGAAUUCCAACGGGUUGAAGCUGUUCUUGAACAAUUGGAAAAAGACCAAAGUGAGUUCAUCAGUAGACAAGAUGAAAAAACCAAGCUGAUCGAUGAAGCAUUGAUGGAAGUAGAUGCAAUUGUGAAGGCUACCAACGAGAAGAACUUGAGAAAUGAGGAGACAUUGAAGUAUUUAAAGUUAGAGGUUGACAGUAUCAAGACAACAUUACUGAAGAACUUGGAAGCUCAAAAGAGCACCAUUUCCAGUGAACUAAAAGAGUUGGAGGAGAAAACAGAUAACUUGAUAUCCUUUAUUGAUAGCAUUGACUCGAAGAAGGAAACGGAAGGAUACAGGCAAUCAGGCACUGAAAUCCCAAGACCUUCACCAUCACCACCUGCUAAUUUGCUGACUAACAAUCGCUCGACAUCAAGCGUUAGUGUUCCAACAGAGCCCAAGUAUGAACUUGAUAUACCACCACCAUCUAGUGUGCCAUCUGCUAAGGAUAUAUUAAAUGAAAACUACAAGUCGACUUCCAGCACUUCGUUGCCGCCGCCAGCAGAGGUCACAACUACGGAACCAAGUUCUAAUAUUCCUGCAUGGCAAUUAGCUUCUGCGCAAAAGUCGAAAAUAGGGAAUUCUGAUGCUUCAAUUCCAGCCUGGCAACUUGCUGCACAAGAUAAUUAG
Molecule: messenger RNA, 1110 nt
Organism: Pichia kudriavzevii
Lineage: Eukaryota; Fungi; Ascomycota; Pichiomycetes; Pichiales; Pichiaceae
Exons: 1
Coding region: 1-1110 (369 amino acids)
Biological process (GO): protein import into peroxisome matrix, docking
Cellular component (GO): peroxisomal importomer complex; peroxisomal membrane
Molecular function (GO): signaling receptor binding
Source: RefSeq, a predicted model, not a curated record